AUGGAUACUCUUCACGAAGCCUUCUUUUCCAUCUUUAUGAUCGUGUGGGGUUAUUUAAUGAUUUAUAAUGUCGGUUCUAUCUUGAGAAAGUCAGCGGCGAGGUUUAGCCUGUUGCGCUUCUGGUCGCUCAUUCCACUAUCGUUGUAUGGUCCUCUUGUUGUCCUUAAUCCAUGGUGGCGACUGGGUCAUCUGGAUAGAGGGCGUCAAUUCCUUGGUAUAUGGCUUGUGCUAUGGCCACUUGUCAGCUCAAUUAUUGCUAUGAGUUGCGAGGCACGAGAAUCCAUGGGUGAAUGGCACUCAUGUCAACGAAGUCGAGGGCCAUUUUACAUAUUAUGUGUCGACUUGGCCAUCAUGUUCUUCUUGAUUGUCGAAUCUUGUCGAUAUCCAAUUCCUACAGGGACAAAAGAUUGGACAUUUGGCGGAGGAUUGGGUAAGAUUAUGGGGAUAUUUGUCAUUAUCCUUCUUGCCUCACAAGAUGCUUUAAUAUUUCCUAUCGCUGCGUUCCCUCGCUACGUCUCUGCGCCUGCGAUCAUAAUCUGCAGGUUUUUCCAACCAGCAAAGAAUAAGCCGCGAGUCGCCAAAUGGGCUUUUCACUUUGAAGAACUGUUACUUCAAGCGCGAAACGACAAGGUGAAAGCUUUGGCGACAAUGGUGCGACAUGAUAAUAUUGUUGGGCUACUCGCAAGUCAUCUACACUACGAUGAUAUCAUCAACCUCUCACUGACAUCAAAACUGAUGCGCACGUCGAUGUUUUAUCCGACCUUGGAGGAUUCUCAUCGUCGAAAUCGCGCAGAGUUACUAUGUGUUUCCUCAUGCAUUGAUGGACUGAAAAACGAGUGCUGGGGCUGCGACCGCGUGAUAUGUGAUGAAUGCACACAUCACAGGUCAGACAUCCAAUCUUCCCGGGUCAAAGACCAUUUCUCCAACUGCUACGCUGUCUGCACAUACUGCUAUCUGAUGGCCGCUCCUGGAGGCGCCGCACCCUUCCAAGCUAAACGAAAUAUGCAGGACCUAGAACUUCAGCAUAUAAACUGCUGCGCGUUCCAGAAGCCAUUGCUAGUGGAAGAGGACGUUUCAUUAUAUAUCAGCUAUCACGGCGAUGAGGGAAGCAAGGGACGAGUUCUAUUUAAGCAAGACGCUACCAAGGAGUGUCGAAUGCGCGAUUUGUAUAAAGACUUUAUCGACAAGUACGUCUAG
Messenger RNA from Fusarium poae, 1197 nucleotides. RefSeq lists its product as uncharacterized. Bases 1 to 1197 code for a protein of 398 amino acids. Lineage: Eukaryota; Fungi; Ascomycota; Sordariomycetes; Hypocreales; Nectriaceae. The record is from RefSeq and is a predicted model, not a curated record. The transcript has 5 exons.